AUGCCGAGGGAGUGCCUGGAGCUCCGGGACCCCUUGUGGACGGCGUGCUUCGGUGUGCUGCUGAGCAGCGCGAAGCUCGAGUCUUUCGCAGGCGCGGUCGUCAUCUGCACGUCCAACGAGGCGCGGUCGAUGUCGCCGCUCUGCUCUCAGAGCUGGGUGUUCCUCGGGUCACGCCUGCUGCAGGAGCCCUGCCUCGAGGUGUUCGAGGACGCCCUCAACUCGGAGGCCGCUGACGAGCUGAUCCAGCAGUGCCGCGACAUUGACUACUGCAACCUGUCGAAUUGGAUGAACGACGCAACAAAGAAAGACGGCACCGUGGUCAUUUUUGCCGCGAAGGAGUCGGAUGGCUCUCUGGGGUUGCGUGGGUUCUUAUCCUAUCGGAUGGUCGAAUCGCGCAGCGAAUUCCACAUUGCCUUCAUAUUCGUGCCUCGGGAGUUUCGACACGGCGGCUACGGAGGACGCCUGGUCAGGUGGGCAAUAUCCAAGGCGCAGCGCAUGCCGAAGUCCAAGUGUGCCUGGGUCUCUCUGGAAGCGGCAGACGACGAUCUGGUUCUGUGGUAUGAGAAGUUCGGGUUCACGGACAUGACGUGUGGCCACGACGAUGACCCAGACGCCCUCAUCUGGAUGGAGGCAUUUUUCCUUCUUCUGACUAUGGUGAACACUCCGCUGAUGUCGCUGAAGGGGUCUCCCAGCGUUGGGCCCCUGGCCUUCUCCAGGCAGUCCUCGCCGUGCGCCGCGGCGGCGCUGUCUCCUGCCGUUGGACCCCUGGGCUUCUCCAGGCAGUCCUCGCCGCUCGCGGGACCGGCGCAGCCUUCGCCCAUGCUCGCGUCGAGGCAGUCCACGCCCAAGGUGGAGUUUGCGCUGAUGCCGCCCCAGGCCAUCCUGGAGGACUCGCCCGUCCUGGAGGCCUCGCCGUCCGCCGGCCUCCCCAGCCGGCGGUCCCCGCUUCGCGGGGAGCUCCUGGAGCCGGCGGCGGGCUUGCCCUCGCCCAUCAGCCUCUCGAGGCAGACCUCGGGGCAGGCGUCCAUCAUCGUCUCGGACGUCGAGGACGGGGGAAGAGGGCGCUGGCUGGAGAAGAGCCAGAAAGGGGAGCCUGCGAUUAUCCUUCGGCUGCGAGGACGGCACGAGUGGCGGCGCGGAAGAUGCGCAGCAGUCCCCGUCGUGGCACGCGUCACGGAUGCCCUCUAA
Messenger RNA from Prorocentrum cordatum, 1188 nucleotides. The record is from the annotation of a GenBank genome assembly. NCBI's taxonomy places the organism in Eukaryota, Dinophyceae, Prorocentrales, Prorocentraceae.